Numida meleagris (helmeted guineafowl) is the source of this 5615-nucleotide messenger RNA. It is a transcript of the gene ZBTB46, whose product is annotated as zinc finger and BTB domain containing 46. The record is from RefSeq and is a predicted model, not a curated record. The coding region runs from base 326 to 2725 and encodes 799 amino acids. Gene Ontology annotation, molecular function: DNA-binding transcription factor activity, RNA polymerase II-specific; RNA polymerase II cis-regulatory region sequence-specific DNA binding; protein binding. The transcript has 10 exons. NCBI's taxonomy places the organism in Eukaryota, Metazoa, Chordata, Aves, Galliformes, Numididae. Gene Ontology annotation, biological process: regulation of transcription by RNA polymerase II.
GGCGCGGGGGGGGCACUCUCACGGCCGCCCCGGAGCCCCGCGCGGGGCCCCGCCGCCCCCGGAGCCGCACAAGUUGGAGCGAGAGUUUGUCGGGAGCCCCCAACUGCCGCGGAGAGGGAUGAGGACAUCUGAAGAACCUCGUGGAGCUCCUUACCAUCUUCCUUCUGUCACCAAACCAUGCACGAUGCAGCUGUGAAACAUCGCGGCGCUUCGCUUUGCUAAGGGAAAACAUUGUCAAAUAUUGGUCUGUCUUUCUACAAGAGUUCACCCCAGUGCUGUUGGAAGGCCAAGAACAGGGCACUGCUGUGCUGCCCUCAGACUGUUGAUGUCCUCAGCUGCUGCAGGAGAAGCACCAGAGCUGGAACCCAGUUUGUUACUGGACUUGUGGAAGAGGAAACACAAAGACUUCCAAAUGAAUAACCGAAAGGAAGAUAUGGAGAUUGCCUCUCACUACCGGCACCUGCUUCGGGAGCUCAACGAGCAGCGGCAGCACGGCAUCCUCUGCGACGUCUGCAUCAUAGUGGAGGGGAAGAUCUUCAAGGCUCACAAAAACGUUCUGCUCGGGAGCAGUCGCUACUUCAAAACGCUGUACUGCCAGGUACAGAAAACCUCCGACCAGGCCACGGUCACCCACUUAGACAUUGUCACUGCACAAGGCUUUAAGGCAAUCAUUGACUUCAUGUAUUCUGCACACCUAGCGCUGACCAGCCGGAACGUCAUCGAGGUGAUGUCGGCUGCCAGCUAUCUGCAGAUGACGGAUAUCGUACAGGCCUGUCACAACUUCAUCAAGGCAGCUCUCGACAUAAGCAUCAAGUCAGAUGCCUCGGAUGACCUUGUGGACUACGAGCUGGGAGCCCCCUCCAGCAGCAGCACGGACGCUCUGAUCUCGGCGGUGGUGGCUGGCAGGAGCAUAUCGCCAUGGCUGGCUCGGCGGACGAGUCCAGCAAACUCUUCUGGAGAUUCUGCCAUCGCCAGCUGCCACGAAGGAGGGAGCAGUUAUGGGAAGGAGGAUCCGGAACCAAAAACUGACAGCCAUGAAGACGUUUCGUCCCAGUCUCUUUGGUCUAGUGACAUGGGUUAUGGGUCUUUACGUAUCAAAGAGGAACAGGUUUCUCCCUCUCAUUACGGAGGGGGUGAGCUGCAUUCUGCCAAGGAUAGUGCAAUACAGAACGCUUUCUCAGAACAAGGAGUGGGGGAUGGCUGGCAGCCCACGGGGCGCAGGAAGAACAGGAAAAAUAAAGAAACUGUGCGUCACAUAACGCAGCAAGUAGAGGAUGACAGCAGGGCAAGUUCUCCAAUGCCAUCUUUUUUACCUGCCUCAGGAUGGCCAUACAGCAGUCGAGACCCAAGUGCUGACGUGACGGCGGCGGAGCCCAGCAGCUCGGACAGCCGGGUGGAGCGGCAGGACCCGUUUGCACACAGCGAGGAGCAGCUGCUGGGUGCUGGGGAGGGCAGCUACCUGCCGCAGCCCCCCCUGGACAGGGAGGAUGCACUGCAAGCUGCCACCGUCGCCAACCUGCGCGCAGCACUCAUGAGCAAGAACAGCUUGCUGUCGCUGAAGGCCGACGUGCUGGGCGAUGACAGCUCCCUGCUCUUCGAGUACUUACCCAAAGGCACGCACUCUCUCUCUCGGCCUGGCACCAACUGGAGUCGUUCCAGGGGCGAAUGUGAUGGCAAAGUGGAAGCUGCGUCCCCCCCGCUGCCUGCAGCACACCUUGCCACUCAGAGCCCCCCCGCCAGCUGCUCCUCUGGUGACAUGUCACCAGAAGCCACCGCGAAAGGAGAGCUGCCCUCCUCUACCCAGGCCGCUUACGAUGGCUUUCUGGCACUUUGGCCCUUUGAUAACUCCGACUCCGACUCGUGUUUGAGGUCGGAAGACACGGACGUAACCCACAGCGGCCUGUUCCCAGACCCGGCCCUGCCCAAGGGACUGACCUGCGGCUUCUGCAGGAGGGUCUUUGAGCGCGCCGAGGAGCUGCAGGAGCACGUCCACGGGCACAUCCACCAGCACGAGGCCGCCCUCUCCCUGCUGCUCCCCCUGGAUGCCCGCAUACGGCCCGGCCUGCUGGGCACCGUGCCUCCCAGCCGCUUCCAGUGCGCCCAGUGCCCUGCCAGCUUCACGCUCAAGUCCAACAUGGACCGCCACGAGAAGACCAUCCACUUCAACUUCAACGAGUUCACUGUGAUCAGGAAGAAAUUCAAGUGCCCCUACUGCAGCUUCUCUGCCAUGCAUCAGUGCAUCCUGAAGAGACACAUGCGGUCCCACACGGGAGAGCGGCCUUACCCCUGCGAGAUCUGUGGGAAGAAGUUCACGCGCCGGGAGCACAUGAAGCGGCACACGCUGGUGCACAGCAAGGACAAGAAGUACGUCUGCAAGGUGUGCAACCGGGUGUUCAUGUCCGCAGCCAGCGUGGGCAUCAAGCACGGCUCCCGCCGGCACGGCGUCUGCGCCGACUGCUCAGGGCGCGGCAUGGCCGGGCACCUGGAGCCCAGCGGGGCCGAGGGGUCCCCCGAGGAGCUGUACCCCGGCGAGGGCCCGUACAUGGAAGACCCAGAUGACAUCAAGGUGGAGGGAGACGAGGAGAUGGGAGACGACGACGACAUCAAGUGGAAGGAUGACGUAGGCAUGGCGCACGAUGACGUGAUUUUGGAUGACGACAAAGACGUCGACUCCUCGCAGGAGAACUCUGGGGAGAACGACAAGGAUUUUGCCUGGAUUUCGUAGGGAUCCUUUCGUCACGUUCUGUUGUUUGUAGGGGGAGGGAGGGCGGGGGAGGAAGGAGUAUGUUGGAAAAACUACAUAGCCUUGUUGUCGUCCACGUGUGCAAAAUCAUUUGUGUUUUCUAAAUGAGUCCUACUCUGUUCCACUCGGAUGUGUGUUAGCAACACGGCCUCGCCGCCCUCUCUUCCUCCUUGAUCCUGCAUGGGGGUCCUGUGGGCACGUGCCCCGUCCCACUCUGCGUUGAGCUCUGGGAGAUGCUGUGUCCGAAGCAGGUUUUGGCUGGUGGUUGUUUUUAACACCUUUUCUGUGUUACAAAAUCCCAGCGGCAGUGGAAUUGCAAACUGAAGGCGGUGGGAACGAAUGGGUGCACGUUUCCGAGGGCUUCCCCUCAUGACGCAGGCCUUGUGCAAGUUAUUUCAAGAGGGUUUUUAUUCUUUUUUUACCGAGCCAAAUAGAUCAAAAGGCAAGUGGGAUUGCAGCCUUACAAUUCUUGUCAUAAAAGUAGAUUUUUAGCUUCCGAAAGAAUCACCAUCAAAAAAAAAAAGAUCACGGCAUCUCUAGGACCCAGUGGCGUCGUACCCGUGUCCUGUCUUCCAGCCUCGCGUCUCCGUGCCCGCCGAUGGGCACUGGCAUUUUCACAAACUCUUUGCUAUAAGGACACAGGGAAUUGUCUGCCUGUCGGCAUUUUCCACAGAUAUUUUCACUUUUCUCCCUUUGCUCAGCUGCCUUUCUCACAAAUAUAUGCAAACGGUAGGAAAAGCGAGACCUUUAGGAUGAACUGUGAAACACGGGAAAACCGAGGUGAGGAAACCCAAAGUCCCACGGGGCUCUCACCUGGGUGGAUUUCUGUCCAUCCUUGGUAGGUGUGAAAGCUAUGAAGGAAACCUUCAGUCUCAGCUGCACUGGUUUCAUGUAAAUUUGCAAAUAAAAUGUUUUUAUGAGAACCAGGUUUCUCUCCUGGCGUGUCUCGGAAAGGUUUGGGUGGCUCCAAGUGGUCGGAUGCUCCUUGCCCAUAUCGAGCACCGCUGCCUUCUUCCAACCCCAAGGGAAUGACGCCGCCGUGCACUGGAGGGGUCUUGUUGGCGAGCAGAAGUCCGUGUUACCUUUCACCUCUUUGCUUCUGGUGCUUUUUUUUUUAAGAAAAGAAAAAAAACAAGGCAAAAAAAAAAAACAAAACCCAACCCAACGAAGCUGAAGACCUCACUCUUUCCUCGCUACGGAGCAAUUUUCUACGCUGUCUGCGAUGACGCUCUUGGAAACCUGCCCCAAAGGACAACCUGAUGCCGAAAGCCAAAUGCUGCUGGUGCUAUUUAUUAUUCUCCGAUGGUGGGAAAGGCCAUGGUGGUGGGGAGGGAGGUUCUUGCAGGUGUCGGUUGCAAUGGAAGCAUGGUUCCGCCCAGCGAGAAAAUAGGGUGAGCGGUGCCAUCCGCCCGCAACCCUCGGGGUGGGAGCUGCCGUCUCUGUGUGUUUCUAUUGGCAUUGGUGCGUGCUGGGAACUGGGAGUGCCCAUCCCCGUGUGCACAGGGGCUGCCGUGGUGGGGUCACUUGGGAACGUUCUCAUGGAGCUGGGCAAAUGCCUGUCUUGCAUUGUAGCUCCGUGCCGAGCCCUGCGGCCGUGUUGGAGCGGACGAAAGCAAUCCCCGUGUUCUACCACCGCCCUCGAGGCCCCAAAGCUGCCCCAGCCCCGUGCCCACGCGGUGCCCGGCUCCCACGGAUCUCUAUUUAUUGUCGGCCCUGUACGUAGGAGGGGCCCUCGCCGCCCUCACUUCUGUGUAGACAAAUGCAUACAGUACUUGCAGAUAGCUGUAGCCUUGCUUUCCUAUGUCAAGUCUAUUUAAAAAACAGAACCUUCACGCCCGACCCCUCGCCCCUUUGUUUCUGUGACAUUCCAUCCCACCCCGCUCCCGUCCCGCAGCUCUCUGCUGUGCACCACGAGAGCAGGGAGCACCCCCAGCCCGGGGUGACCUCAGCUUCACUUCAUCUUUGCAAUCGUUUUCCAUUUUUCUUUCCUUUUCGGACGUGGAGCCCAACGUCCUCCAGCAGCGCCACGUGGGCGCGCUCUUCCGAGCUGAGGAUGCAAAAGAAGAGGUUAAAAAUUAAUUAAAAAAAAAAAAAAAAAAAAGGAAACUCCACAGGAAAGCCAACCCUGGGUGUCAGCACUGCGGUGCAGCACCGCUUCUGUGUGGCUGGCGCGCUCCAAGCAGAGCCCUCUGAUCCAGGGCAAGCGCCAGAGUUAGGAAGGAAACCCCAUGCAAGUGCGAAAACUGGAAUCUCUCUGCAACGUGAUGGGAGAGGGAACCUCAUUUCAGCUCAUCCCGGGAGCUGUGCGACUCCUACAGAAGCCAUAGGGAGCGGUUCGCCGUGCGCCUCGGUUGCCCUGCGGGCUGUUUUGGGUUCCUGCCUUUAUUUUGAGUCCUGCGUAGUGCGAGUGCUGUGUGUAUGCUCCCAUAUAUAUCUAUUUAUUUUUCAACGUGCUUUAAACCCGUCUGCAGAAAUAAAGCUGAACAAAAAAAAAAAAAAAAAAAAAAAAAAAAAAGAGGACAGCGUUCGAAAACGAUUGAUGAUUCUUCUUUCUUUCUGCCGGGAUUACUCUCUUAUUAUACUGACUUGAUAAUAACGAUGAUAAAAACCUGUGUUUGUAUCCAAGAUGUGUUUCAUAUUUGGGGGGGAGGAGAGGAGCUGUUGGUCUCAGAGGUCAGCGGAGGGCACGGCCGCGCGGUGCUGGUUCCCUGUCCGUGUAGUUCAGGUAGCAGGACCUGCCCUUGGCGGCGGCCUCACGUGUGUGUGUGCCCGGAGCCGUGCCCUUCGACUGUCAGUACUUUGUGACGGGACGUAGCGUAGACGUACUGGCAAAACCCAACCCGUUUCAAUAAACUGGGCAAAUUGCUGCUAA